Messenger RNA from Drosophila ficusphila, 920 nucleotides. RefSeq names its product translocon-associated protein subunit gamma. Lineage: Eukaryota; Metazoa; Arthropoda; Insecta; Diptera; Drosophilidae. The record is from RefSeq and is a predicted model, not a curated record. The coding region runs from base 106 to 678 and encodes 190 amino acids. Gene Ontology annotation, biological process: SRP-dependent cotranslational protein targeting to membrane. The transcript has 2 exons. Gene Ontology annotation, cellular component: membrane; endoplasmic reticulum.
GUCACAACUCGUCGGUGCCGAAAGCGACUCGCAUUCUUGCAUUCGUGUACACUCCAGCUCGGUCUUCACUUCGCAGCUACUUUCUCCACGAAAAUCGAACCAAAAAUGGGCUCUGGCAAGCAACAAAAAGUGCAGUCUUCGGGCUUCACCAAGGAGGAGGAGCUGCUGCUGCAGGAUUUCAGCCGCAACGUGAGCACCAAGUCGUCGGCUCUCUUCUACGGCAAUGCCUUCAUCGUGUCGGCGGUCCCUAUCUGGCUCUUCUGGCGCAUCCACAACAUGGACCUGUGGCCCAGCUCCAUCUUGUUUGUUCUGGUGACCGCCGCUAGCACCUACUUGAUGGCUACCGCCUACAAGAACAUCAAGUUCCAGCUGAAGCACAAGAUCGCCGGACGUCGGGAGGAGGCAGUGACCCGCGAGGUCAACCGUCAGGUGGGCGACGACAAGAAGGUCACGCGCAAGGAGAAGGACGAGCGCAUCCUGUGGAAGAAGAACGAGGUAGCCGACUACGAGGCCACCACCUUCUCGAUCUUCUACAACAACGCCAUCUACCUGGCUGUGAUCAUCUUCAUUAGCUUUUUCAUCCUGAAGAACUCGACACCGUUUGUCAACUACAUCUUUUCCGUGGGCAUUGCCAGCGGCGCCCUGGCGCUCUUCUCCACCAGCGCCCAGACGAACUGAGCGGAAUAAUAGCAACCAUGUCCAUUAAUGUUCAUGUACUCGUAAUGUAAGGCCCUUCAAGAGAUUUCCUGGGACCGUGGGCUGGUCCACUUUUUCACACGCCAGCCCCGUUUCGAUUGGCAUUUUCAGCAGUGCGAACAUACAAACUUCAUAGUAUAAAACGCCAACUUGUUGUCUUUCUUGUAGAAAGCUUGAUGAUCAACUUCCAUUCGCAGAUGAUUUAAUAAAUUGUAAAGUUAAAA